AUGACUGCAUCGAAAUUCCAUGCGGGAAGUUCGGUCCUGCUUUCGCCGACUGAGAAAGAAUAUUGUUCCCUAGAGAAGCCUGGGUCAAUCGACACAUCUGCGACGUGGAGAUCAUAUUUUCCGAUACCUAUGCGCAGCUCUUUCAACACCUCCAUCGACGAGGAAUCAGGCACGAUGAUAUUGCAGCCCGUCGGAAUUCGAUUGAUCAGAUAUCUGUCUCUCGCUUUGUUCGUCAUCAUACUUCUCUCCCUUAGCGCGCUCUUUCUCCCAGGGCAGAGGCACCCGUGGCGUCGCUUUGAUGAGGUCGUCGGCAGCAACGGACCGCAAUAUCAGCUGCCACUGAAGCCGCAAAAUGUGAGCCAGUGGGCUUCCAACGAGGAUGAUGUGCUGGAUUCCAAGUGGUUCUUGCGAAUCGAUGAUGGGUCCAUAUAUCCAAAGGAACUGCUCACUCCAGAAGAGACGGAAUACCAGGCUUGGCUCAGCGAGAGAUACCCCGAGGUUGAUGCUGUUAAAGCAAGAAGACUAUUUUUAGAUGCAGACUACCUUUCACGGCCGGAUGAGAAUGACAUGCUGAUUGACAAGUACUUUCACAUCUCACACUGCGUACAUUCGAUGCGAAGGUACUGGGUAGCCAAAGAGACAGGUCAUCAUAUAUGCCCCAUGGAUCUUUCGCACUGGCACAUGAACCACUGCUUUGAGAAUAUUCUCUUACCAUGGGCAUUACCCUCAGGGCCAAGAGAGCUAUGA
Messenger RNA from Alternaria burnsii, 747 nucleotides. RefSeq lists its product as uncharacterized. The record is from RefSeq and is a predicted model, not a curated record. The transcript has 3 exons. Lineage: Eukaryota; Fungi; Ascomycota; Dothideomycetes; Pleosporales; Pleosporaceae. Bases 1 to 747 code for a protein of 248 amino acids.